Messenger RNA from Vanessa atalanta (red admiral), 3041 nucleotides. RefSeq names its product myosin heavy chain, muscle-like. The transcript is spliced from 21 exons. NCBI's taxonomy places the organism in Eukaryota, Metazoa, Arthropoda, Insecta, Lepidoptera, Nymphalidae. The record is from RefSeq and is a predicted model, not a curated record. The coding region runs from base 62 to 2899 and encodes 945 amino acids.
AAUUACAAAGGUUUUCAAAUAAAAACAUUUUAAUUCAUUUUUAUUGCUAAUUUUUCAGUGAAUGUGUAUAAUGACGACUACAAAACCACAGAAAGAUAAACCACAUGCUUUAAGCCCGCGCCUGGCGCCGCGACCCACAGCCGCUUCUGCGGCACGAGCUGCCCGCAACGCCAUGAACCGUAACCUUGCUCUGCCAACACAGCGUCAAUCGCCUAUGCGAUCUCCACCAUCUCCGAGUUCUUCGAAGAUUCGAACUGCUAUCUCACGUAACUGCCCAAGAUCUGAUUCAAAAACAGAAAUGAAAAUUAAUAGAAAUUGGGACAGCGAAGUUCAACCGCCCGUUCCGGUAUUUGAUGAGAUACCUGUAAAACACGAAGUAGAACCAAUCAAUUUUACAGAAGAGGAAAUAGAUGUAGACCAGAAUAAUACGCAACAAGUUACAGAUAAUAAUGCUGAUGAUUUGCAAUAUAAUAGCUUGGAUUCAUUUGGUUUGGUAGAUACACAAAACGAGGGAGAAAAUUCAAUGGGCGCUAUAUUAGAUUCAGAAACAGAGCAAGCCCAGAGGAAGCGUCCACAGACACCUGUACAAGAUCGACCACAAACUCCAAAAAGUGUUUCUAGUCGCCCUCAAACACCAAAAAUCACAAGUCGAUCAGGCACACCCUCAUUUUCUACACAACGCCAUAGUACUCCAGUCAGUCGCCCAAAUACACCAAAACGACAUACACCAAUAACAAGACCCAAAACACCGUCAAUGUCUGUAAACUCACUGCAGCGCCCAGUAACACCAGUAAUUUCUCAUAAUACUCCACCAUCUAUUAAAGAUGAAGACUGUCUAAAAUCGUCUUAUUUGGCAAAGCAAAAGCAAUUUCAUCUGAUGAAAAAGGAACUUGACCUAAAACAGCAAGCUGUAUUGGAAGUUUUUGACAUUCUUCAAAAUCUGCGACAACAAAUGUUACGGGAGGGUAUCAGUGCAGGUGGUGAAGGGCAAAAUGAGUUAGUGGUUUUCAAGGUGUCGGACUGGGCACCAAACGAAGUGUCGCAGCUUUGUCGUGAUGCAGCUGCUUCCUCUGCUACCGAUGGUGCUGAGGAACUUUUAACUACGGCUUCACCAAUCGAUGAAUGUGCCCUGACAGAAGUGUAUUCGAAGGUAGUAAAAAUUCCAGCAUGUUUUGCUGAACUAUGCCUUCAAGCAUUUUCAGCCCGACAGGAGUUAAUAGAUUGGAUUAAGAAAUUAAUUGAAAAAGAUGACAUUGUGGGCAAUGAAGCUCUGGAUAAAAUUGCCCAGUAUAACUCUCAGGGGCUUGAACUUUGUGAAUCUCUCCGAAACCUGAAAACACAAGCAGAUGACGCUUUAGAUAUAGUUACCUCACUAACGAAGCGAGUAUGUAAAGAGCGAUCUACUUUAGUUGCGGUGGGUGAAGCAUUAGUGCGAGAGGUGGCACAAUUACGCCUAGAUUUAGAUACUAACGUUCUAAAAAGUGAUUUGCGGGAAACAGAUAUUGAAAUUUCAAAAGAUCUAGAGGAAACACGUCGGGAAUUAGAAGAAGAGCGGGCUGCAAAAUUGGCUCUAAAAGAUAAAUUAGCAAUGACAGAGUCACAUCUGCGGCAAACGCGUUUGCGUGUCUCAAAAAUGGACCGUCAGCUCCGAGAGGCAGAAGCGAGCAUAGCCAGUCUAACGGGCACUGUUAAAACUUUAGAAGAUCAGAGUCGACAGCGAGAAGUACAAUUAGAAGCAAGGGCAAGAAAAUUAAAAGAAUCUCUGAAAACAGGUGAAGUAGCCAGUAACCAUCUAGCCCAAAAGCGCGAUUCUCUUCAAAUAGAAGUGAAUAAUCUCAGAGAAGAAAAUAAAUUAAUGACUAUGCAACACAAAACAGAAGAACAAGAAUUAAACAAGAAAUUAAAAGAAGUGAUGACUGCUCUAGAAGAAGAGAAGAAUUUAUUACAAAGAGAAACAGAACAAAAGCAGAAUCUUGAAAGCUCGCUCCAAGAGAGUCAAAAGAUCAUAGAAGAUUUACAAGCUAAAGUUAGUGAACUCGAAAACAAACAAAAUCCCGAUUUACCAACAGAACGAGAAAUGGAUUUAUGGGCUGAACUUCAAGCUACAAAGGAUAUAUUACGAGGCGCGGAAGAAGAAAUUAAGACAUGUAAAUCGGAAAAAGUGCGAUUUCUAGAGACUUUUACUAAAAUAGCGGACUCUGAGAAUAAAUUAGGUAUGCAGCAAAAGUUAACAGCUGAACUCUUAAACAAAGAAGAUAUAAUUGGUAAAAUGCAAAUUCAAAUACGAGACUUAACAAAAAAUAACAAACUGUUUGAACAAAAAGUAAUUCAAUAUGAGCAAUAUUUCCGCGAUUUGCAAGCCCACAAUCGCGCUUCAGCAAAAUGUCAGGAAACGGAAAAUGGUAUCACCUACCAAGAUCUUCAAGAAGAGAUUAUGAACAUGAAGAUGAGUCUCUUAGAUGCGGUACAUCGUAAUGAAGAGUUAUCAGAACUUCUAAUUCAAAAAGAUCAGCUACUUGAACAUCAGGACAAAACAUCGCGUGCCCAGGCAAGGGUCAUUAAGGUACGCGAGGAACUGAUAGAUAUGCUUAAGGAUAAAGAAACUGAACAAAGUCGCGAACUUACCGAAUUACAGCAAGAUCUUGAGCAUCGAAUGAAAAUUGUAGAUGAAGUAAACAAACAAAUAGCCGCAAAGGCUGAUGAAAUUCAAGAGCUGUUUUCGACGUUGGAGAACAAGCAGCAACAGAUCCACCGAUUGGAAAAAAUUGUACUAGCUUUAGAGGAACAGCAACGGCGUGCGCAAGCUCAGCGCACGCGCCAUGAAGAAAAAAUCGCAGCUCUCGAGCAUGAACUUGCAGCUGGGGGCAAUCGACGUGAGCGAAAAUUUUUAUUUUUCUAAAACUUGGAAUAUCCUUUUCAAGAUGGUCGUUGAUGGGGAUGGUCAUGGUUUAGACACGGAAAUAAACUUAUGCUGAUAGCUAGUGCAAUAGUGCUAAGCUGAUUGUUUCCUUUUUUUCUUCAAUAAAUCUUUUUUAAAAAGC